AUGUUAGGUCUUUGGGUUCAACCUAUUUCUUCAAUCCCUCAAGCUUGUACGGCUGUUUCCUUACUAGUUUCUUCGUUCAUUAUAAUUAAAGUAUUCUACCGACUAUUCUUGAGCCCGUUAUCCAAGUUUCCAGGGCCGAAGCUCGCGGCCGCAACAAAAUUGUACGAAGCAUACCAUGUCUUAAUAAAGAAUGACUGGUUGGAGAACUUAAAGAAUCUCCAUGAGAUAUAUGGACCUGUUGUCCGAUUAGGGCCAAACGAACUCCAUUUCGUCGACCAUGAGGCGUGCCUCAAGCAUCAUAAUAGGGCAGACUUAAGGAAGUGUGAUAAUUAUUAUGGUAUACUCAACACAUUACUUGGCGGCCUUGCGCUUCCUCAAGCCCAUGGCGAACGGAAAUCUAUGAUACAGCCACUAUUUACUGGAUCGAACCUUUCAUCCUAUUCCGGUACAGAAAUGAACACGCAACUCCAGACGUUGCACGAAAUGCUCACUUCGUCCUCCGAGACGAAGGCCACUCCAACAAAUCUGACGCAUGUUCUCUGGGCUUACACAAACGAUAUUAUGACCUCAUAUCUCCUAGGCGAGGAUCUAGGCUUCAUGAAAAGCCCUGACUUAAUUGCUAUGCAUGACUCCACGCGGGCUUUUAGUGCAAUUGAUCUCGCUACCGUCCUACGGUCUAUGCCCCCAUUAAAGAAAUUAUUGGACAUAUUCCCAUCUCUCCGUAAAAUAUCGCCACUCAGUUGGCUAGAUGCACUUGCCGGCUCACACCUAGAGCGAAUCACUAAGGGCGAUGCACUUGGUCCUCCAGAAAAGGGGCACAAGAAUGUACUAUCACAAAUCUGGCGCCAAAUCGGCAACGAGCAAAUCGUUAUUCAAGAAGCUGCGCAAGCCAUAUUCAUCGGCAACGAGUCGCUGAUGAGCAACUUGACUUUUCUGCUCCAUAACAUGAUCCAAAAUCCUGAUUGUGUUACUAAGCUAAGAGCCGAAAUCGAUCGAAGCCUAGAUGUUGGAACUUACGGUCACCAAGUCUGGCGCGAUCCUAAAGUCUUGCAGCUUCCUUAUCUGGAUGCGUUAUGUAGGGAAUCGACGCGGCUCAGUUCACCAUCGUGGCACCGUCAACCGAGACAAACAUCUGAGCCAGUGACAUACAACGAAACUGUCAUACCACCAAUGACAAGCCUAAGCUUCACAUUGCACCUCCUAGAACGCGACCCAAUUCUAUACCCCGACCCCGAGACCUUCAAACCAGACCGCUGGCUAGGCUUCGGUCCCAAUGCCCGAAAACUGCGCAACAACUCAGUAACAUUCGGAACUGGCACAAGAACAUGCCUGGGACAAUUCAUCGCCCGCCACGUGCUACGAAAAACACUCGUAGCGAUCUUAUACAACUUCAACAUCUCCCUCUGGGACGAGACCAGAGAUAAAGCCGAGGGGUACAGAUACCUAGAUACGUACCCGAAGAAGGGACACGAGGGAUAUCUCAGGGUUAAACUAACGCCGCGUUUUGGCGAGAUAUAGCUACUGUAUGGCUAGUAUUUGUAUUUUCUUCUGUGCUACUAUGUAGGUAUACAUCGGGGACCCGCGUAUAGAUAUAGGGAUACCAAUUAGAAUGAACUACAGAUCGUCGGUGGUCUGGUCGGGCGUUGGGGAUUGGCGG
This is a messenger RNA of Annulohypoxylon maeteangense, 1657 nucleotides long. Its product is annotated as cytochrome P450. The transcript has 6 exons. Lineage: Eukaryota; Fungi; Ascomycota; Sordariomycetes; Xylariales; Hypoxylaceae. Bases 1 to 1518 code for a protein of 505 amino acids. Gene Ontology annotation, molecular function: oxidoreductase activity, acting on paired donors, with incorporation or reduction of molecular oxygen; iron ion binding; heme binding. The record is from RefSeq and is a predicted model, not a curated record.